AGAGCAGGGACGGCUCCGAUGCCUCACUUGCCGCCCUUCGUCGCUAGCAGCCUCCGCUAGCCCGGGACCGGCCUACCAGCUGCAGUGCCCUCGGCUCGCCUCCCUCAGCAGGGCCCCUCCUGAAGCCGGACAGACGGACGGGCCGACAUGGACGUCUUCAAGAAGGGCUUCUCCAUCGCCAUGGACGGCGUGGUGGCCGCAGCCGAGAAGACCAAGCAGGGGGUCACCGAGGCGGCCGAGAAGACGAAGGAGGGGGUGAUGUAUGUGGGAACCAAGACCAAGGAGGGGGUGGUGCAGAGCGUGAGCUCAGUGGCCGAGAAGACAAAGGAACAGGCCAGUGCGGUCAGUGAGGCGAUGGUGGCCAGCGUCAAUACCGUGGCCAGCAAAACGGUGGAAGGAGCGGAGAGCAUCGUCGUCACGGCUGGUGUCGUCAAGAAGGAGGACCUGCUGCGCCCAGACCAGUUGGAAGAAGCGGCUGCAGAGGAGAAUCCAGCGGAAGCCCCGGCAGAGGUCCCAGAAGCCACGGAGAAAGAGGACAAUGGUGGGAAUUAAUCUGGAGCAGAGCUGCCCCGAGCAGAGUCAUCGAGAGUCCCUAGAAACAUAGCUACAUCUGUGCCCUAAGCAACGAGCCCCCUCCCAGCCCACCUCUGCCCGGAAGCCCUCGCCGGACAAAAGGACAGACGCAGAUGGACAUCGGGCCCUGGUCCUCUUUUCCAUCACCUGUUUGCUUCGCCUCUGCCACCGCCACCACCAUGCCGGACUGGGAGCCCGCUCUCGAGCUGGAUCAGCCCUCAGCACUGCUUUCUGGUUCCCCCAUACUGCGCUAGGCUCUGUCCUGGGGAUCGGAAUUUUUUAUACUAAAUAAAGAGGGUUUGGACUCAGCUGC
Molecule: messenger RNA, 886 nt
Organism: Tachyglossus aculeatus (Australian echidna)
Lineage: Eukaryota; Metazoa; Chordata; Mammalia; Monotremata; Tachyglossidae
Gene: SNCG
Product: synuclein gamma
Exons: 5
Coding region: 148-552 (134 amino acids)
Biological process (GO): chemical synaptic transmission; synapse organization; synaptic vesicle endocytosis
Cellular component (GO): axon terminus; neuronal cell body; cytoplasm
Molecular function (GO): cuprous ion binding
Source: RefSeq, a predicted model, not a curated record